This is a messenger RNA of Chenopodium quinoa (quinoa), 1225 nucleotides long. RefSeq names its product serine/threonine-protein phosphatase 7 long form homolog. The coding region runs from base 406 to 1110 and encodes 234 amino acids. The transcript has 3 exons. The record is from RefSeq and is a predicted model, not a curated record. Lineage: Eukaryota; Viridiplantae; Streptophyta; Magnoliopsida; Caryophyllales; Amaranthaceae.
UGGUUGUGCUACAGGUAAACCUCAUCAUUAUCCUUAAGCCUAGUCUGAUAAUGACUUGACGUUAUUUAUGCUUUACCUUUUAUUUGAUUUUUAAAACAGCUAUGGGCUUGGGAGCACAUCCAUGUAGGGAGACCAGGUAGGCCUGUUGUACACCGUCCAGGGCAGCUGGACCAGGACGAUCAGUACGCAGCAUACGAUGCUCCCCCGCUCCCUGAACCCGAUCAGGCAUACGGUUGUAGGUUCGUAACAUUAUACUUGUGUACUCAAAUUUUGUUAUAAUUAGCUAGUACAACUUCUUAAAUAAUUUGUUGCCACAGGUGGGUGGUUCCCAGACUAACACAUGCGCAUACAGCGAGAGGUCUUCUCUACUACCGUGACGCCCUCGAUCGACUCUCGGAUGAACAGAUGACAUGGGAUCCCUAUUCUGCUGUGUUGGUAGAGGCCAUGCCGGAACACUUGCUCGAGCAUCGUGCUGAGUGGCUUGCCAGGACCCCCAUGAUCUGUUUUGAGGUCGUGGAGAGCCACCUACCGGACCGAGUGUUGCGACAGUUCGGACUUCAGCAGCCUAUCCCCAUGCCCUGUGACACUAGUAUUCGCCUCCACGGCAUUGACCGUCGUGGAAAGUUGGAGACAAACUGGGCACUGGAGCAUCAUCAAUUCAUUGAGCUUUGGGACCAGCGGUUGGAGUCCAUCGUUGACGGUCACCUGUUUCAGGGUGUUAUGGAUCCGCGUGAUCCUUACAUGGUAUGGUACAGGCAGAUUACACGCCUUUUCAUCAACCCUACCUACACCCCACCGUCCACGCACUACCAUCCAGCUUAUGAUGUUAUCAGCGGACUUGCGGGGGAUAUGGGUGCGAUGGUUGAUGCACUUUCAGAUGCCUUAGCAGCCGUACCCACCAGAGCCCAGGUUGAGCGGGUGCGAGAUAUGGGCAUACAUAGCUUGCAGAGAUAUGGCCAUGGCCAUCUCGUCCACCCCAGGGACGAUCAUGACUCCAACUCCUUCCAUUCACAGUUCGACUUCGGACAGAGUAGUGGUGGAGGUCAUACUUCGGGCUCUACACAGGCAGAGGAUUACUUCAUCCAUAACACCGCUCCCGGCCACAGCUAGGGUGACUCAUCGUCUCGCCAGCUGACUCCUCCAUCGUCCCGAGACCCAUUCACCACCAUUCAGCAUUACACGAGGCGUCCGAGGUGUGUUCGUAGACGGACGGAGGACACACGGG